Cylicostephanus goldi is the source of this 237-nucleotide messenger RNA. The record is from the annotation of a GenBank genome assembly. NCBI's taxonomy places the organism in Eukaryota, Metazoa, Nematoda, Chromadorea, Rhabditida, Strongylidae.
AUGUAUUUUGCAACAUACUUUUCUUAUAAGAAAUAUGAAUGGCUAAAUUGCAACAAUAUUAGGUACAUAAUUCUGCCGGAUUCGCUUCCUCUCGACACAAUGCUCAUUGACGACGAGCCGCGCAAGAAAGCUGCUAGGGCUCGUGCUGGUGCUCGUGGUAGGGGACGUGGUGGUCCCCGUGGAAGAGGCCGAGGAGGACCUCGUGGGAGAGGUGGACCACGCGGAAGAGGGCGCUAG